AUGGCUGCACCCCACAACUAUCACCAGCCAAAUGCGCCCGACGACGACGACUCGGACCUGGAACUUGAUCUAGACGAACUUGACCCCAUCCCUUCACAGUCGGCCGCCACACCACCACAGCGCCAGUCGAAAGAGCAACGGAGACCGUAUCAUGAGUUGGGCGCAAGGAUACCGCUGCGGAACCUACGUGUAGGCAGGCUCCGAGCAAACAAGAGGAAGGAGGAGCCCGAGGAGGAGGACUUGGCCGGCCUCCUGGACGAUGACGAAGGGACCAAGCGAGACUCUGCUGGUAGCUAUGGCCAGUCUGGCGAUGACGAUGCGCCUCUUCUCCAACCCACGGCGCGGAAAAGACGGCAACCGCCGCCCAGUGCAUUACAACGCCUAGGGUCCAACAUACGUCUCCCGAGCUUCCUCUCGCGCCAGAACAACGCGGCCAUACAAUUAGGCGACGACCAUGGAGAAGAAUAUGCAGAAGAGGAGCAUGAUCCCACCACACAGCGGACCAUCGCCGUCGGUCAGCCCCAAACCUCCAAAUUCCCCGCAAACGCCGUUUCAAACGCAAAGUACACGCCCUGGAGUUUCCUUCCUCGCACCCUCUACAACGAAUUCUCCUACUUCAUCAACAUGUAUUUUCUACUUAUUUCUUUCUCUCAGACCAUACCCGUGCUUCGAAUCGGCUUCCUCUCGGCCUACAUUGCACCCUUGUCCUUUGUUUUGACCAUCACCCUGACCAAGGAGGCUCUUGAUGACAUCUCGCGGCGGCGGAGGGAUGCAGAAGCGAACUCGGAAGGCUACACGGUGCUCAAGUUUGAGGAGAAUAGCGUUGGAAAUGGCGUUGCGCCAGGCAGGAACUCGCAGAAAAAGAAGCGUCUAAGGAAGCAGAGGAAGCAGGAUAACCGUGCGGCAGACAUUGCAGAUGAGGAGCAGCAACUUUCAGGCAAAGGGCUUGCAACAUGCACCUACUGGGAAACCAUCAAAUCGUCUAGGAAUCUCAAAGUGGGAGACGUUGUGAAGCUUGGCAAAGAUCAAAGAGUGCCUGCCGACAUGAUUAUUCUCAAAAGUUACUCCGCCGAUGGUUCUGCGCUAGAAUCUGAUAGGCCCGCCCUACAGGAGUCUGUUCCCUCGCUCAUCGACGAUGCCGACUCUGAAAACACGCCAAAGGUCGACAGUGUCGCCGCUACUGGAUCGUCUGGUGAAGCCUUCAUCCGUACUGAUCAGCUGGAUGGUGAAACCGACUGGAAGCUGCGUCUAACCUCGCCACUCACGCAGAACCUGGACGUUGGAGAGUACACCCGCCUCCGAGUCGUUGCUGGUAAACCGGACAAAAAGGUCAAUGAGUUCUAUGGCACACUCGAACUCCCGCCCAAGAGCUCACGACACUAUGACCUUCCAGAUAACGAAGUGGCCUCUCCACCCGAGCCGGUAAAGUCAGCGUCUCUUGGUAUUGACAACACCAUCUGGGCAAACACAGUCGUGGCCUCGAGUGGCAGCCUUCUUGCUGUUGUUGUAUAUACUGGUCCUCAAACACGUCAAGCUCUUUCCACCUCGCCUUCCAGGUCGAAGAUUGGCUUGUUGGAGCUGGAAAUCAACGCUUUGACCAAAUGGCUGUGCAUCUUCACCGUCUCGCUUUCUUUUAUUCUCGUAGCACUCGCCGGUUUCAGAGAAAUUGAAGGCCGCCCAUGGUGGGCUUCCAUGCUACGUUUCGUCAUUCUCUUCUCCACAAUCGUCCCCGUCGGUCUGCGUGUCAACCUUGAUCUCGGCAAAUCUGUGUAUGCAUGGUUCAUUCAUCACGAUGAGAGCAUCAAAGGGACAAUUGUCCGCACAAGUACCAUUCCAGAGGAUUUGGGCAGAAUCGAGUACCUUUUGAGUGACAAGACGGGUACUCUCACACAAAACGAGAUGGUAAUGAAGAAAAUUCAUGUCGGUACGGUUUCCUACGCAAACGAAGCCAUGGACGAAGUAUCCGCCUAUGUUCGCCAAUGCUUCACGCCUCCAGCUGGAGAAGUGCCCUCCCUUGUGACUCCAUCAUCGGCCUACACUGCGGCUCUUACAUCAACCACUCGCACAAGAAGAGAGAUCGGCUCGCGGGUCCGUGAUGUAGUGCUAGCUCUCGCGCUCUGCCAUAACGUAACACCGACUACCGAAGAAGAAAACGGUGAAACGGUCACCACUUACCAAGCGUCGUCACCAGACGAAAUUGCUAUUGUGCGAUGGACGGAAGCUGUUGGCCUGAAACUUCUAACUCGAGACCGCGAGUCAAUGACCCUCCUUUCGUGCGAUAGUGGCAACACGGUGGUUAAAGUGCGUAUCUUGAAUGUAUUUCCUUUUACUUCUGAAGGCAAGCGCAUGGGUAUUGUCGUCAAGUUCUACCAUGGCCCCCCCUCUUCAUCGGCGGAAGACGAUGGCGAAAUCUGGUUCUACCAGAAGGGUGCCGAUACAGUCAUGACAUCAAUCGUCGCUGCAAACGACUGGCUGGAUGAGGAAACUGCAAACAUGGCCCGAGAAGGGCUGCGCACUCUCGUAGUCGGUCGCAAGAAGCUUUCGGCACAAAUCUACCAAGAAUUCUGUACCAAACACGCACAAGCAUCACUCGCCCUCAGCAACCGCGACGCCGUCGUCGCCAACGUAGUCAAAGAAUUCCUGGAGCACGAUCUUGAGCUCCUAGGCGUCACCGGCGUAGAAGACAAGCUCCAAAAAGACGUCAAGCCAUCACUCGAACUCCUCCGCAACGCCGGUAUCAAGAUCUGGAUGUUGACCGGCGACAAGGUAGAAACGGCUCGCUGUGUAGCCAUCUCCUCUAAACUCGUUGCUCGCGGCCAAUACGUCCACACCAUCGCCAAGCUAAAACGGAAGGACCUUGCCUCUUCCUCCCUCGACUUCCUCCGCGGAAAACUGGACGCCUGUCUCCUCAUCGACGGUGAAUCACUCGCCCUCUUCCUCCAGCACUUCCGCCAAGAGUUCAUCUCUGUUGCCGUCCAGCUCCCGACCGUUGUCGCCUGUCGAUGCUCACCCACACAAAAAGCCGACGUCGCCCUACUCAUUCGCGAAUUCACAAAGAAGCGCGUCUGUUGCAUCGGCGACGGCGGCAACGACGUCUCCAUGAUUCAGGCCGCCGACGUAGGCGUCGGCAUCGUCGGAAAAGAAGGUCGCCAAGCCUCACUCGCCGCCGACUUUUCCAUCGACCAAUUCUGCUACCUCGUCAAACUGCUCGUCUGGCACGGCCGCAACUCGUACAAGCGCUCAGCCAAACUAUCCCAAUUUGUAAUUCACCGCGGUCUCAUCUUUUCAAUCUGCCAAACCGUCUUCUCAAUAGCUAGUUCCUUUGAGCCCAAUGCCCUCUACCGGGACUGGUUGCUUGUCGGUUAUAGCACCAUUUACACCAUGAUGCCCGUCUUCUCCCUCGUCCUCGACACGGAUGUAGACGAGAGUGUAGCGAACCUGUACCCAGAACUCUAUGCCGAGCUCAAAACAGGGAAAUCCCUCUCCUACAAAUCCUUCUUCAUCUGGGUAGCCGUUUCAAUCUACCAAGGGUCUAUCAUCCAAGGUCUUUCCCAGAUUCUAGUAGGCGUCGGUAUUGCACAUCCCGCUACCGAACCCCAAGACCCUGUAUUCUUAAAGAUGGUGGCCGUAAGCUUUUCAGUGCUGGUCCUGAACGAGCUGGUCAUGGUGGCUAUGGAGGUUACGACAUGGCAUUGGCUUAUGAUUCUUGUCAUUUGCGCGACGAGCAUCAUCUACAGUGGCAGUGUGCCGUUCCUGGGUGAUUACUUUGAUCUGGAGUAUAUGACAAAGGUGGCGUUUUGGUGGAAGUUUGCGGGCAUUGCGGCUGUUAGUUUGCUUCCGCCGUAUGCGGUUAAGUUGCUUAGGAGGACGAUUCGGCCGCCGAGUUAUCGCAAGGUGCAGAGUGUGUAG
This is a messenger RNA of Pyrenophora tritici-repentis Pt-1C-BFP, 3909 nucleotides long. Its product is annotated as MgtA, Cation transport ATPase. Lineage: Eukaryota; Fungi; Ascomycota; Dothideomycetes; Pleosporales; Pleosporaceae. Gene Ontology annotation, biological process: retrograde vesicle-mediated transport, Golgi to endoplasmic reticulum; endocytosis; phospholipid translocation. Gene Ontology annotation, molecular function: ATPase-coupled intramembrane lipid carrier activity; ATP hydrolysis activity; magnesium ion binding. The record is from RefSeq and is a predicted model, not a curated record. Gene Ontology annotation, cellular component: trans-Golgi network; plasma membrane; endosome.